Messenger RNA from Aspergillus ochraceoroseus IBT 24754, 533 nucleotides. Its product is annotated as high affinity methionine permease. The record is from RefSeq and is a predicted model, not a curated record. The transcript has a single exon. Bases 120 to 284 code for a protein of 54 amino acids. Lineage: Eukaryota; Fungi; Ascomycota; Eurotiomycetes; Eurotiales; Aspergillaceae.
UUUCCCCUUGCUCUUCCUUUCCAAUAUCUACCUGGUUAUUGCCCCAUAUAUCCCUCCCAGUGAGGGCCAGAGCGUCUACGUGCAACUCCCCUAUUAUCUUCACUGCGUGGGCGGUUCUGAUGCCGCGGUUCGGUGGCUAUAUUCUAGUAAAGGAGACGGUGGUUGAUGCCGAUGGCUGGUCCCGGAGUGUGUUUACGAAGCUGCCCCAUUGCAUCUGUGCUGGGGGCACCGUGAGUCUUGGGCAAACUACUUACAAUAAGAAUGCGCGUUUGUUGAGUUUAUGACUCUAUUUCGAGGUUACAGCGGAAAGCUUCGUUGACGAAUGCUGGGAAGCAUAUAUAGAUUAAAUAAUGUCUUGAUUAUCAUCUGUUGUGUCCCAGUCAUCUAUGGAAGCCCAUCCACGGUUGCUGCAUCUGGUGCAGGAGUCAUGGACCCCUCAAACUGGCUGGUGUACUUUUCUUGCAAGCACUGCCGUAAAAGCAGCUCGACAGUAUCUGCCGUGGAAAUUCAAAGCCCGAGAGCUUUCAUUGGCA